Dendronephthya gigantea is the source of this 1108-nucleotide messenger RNA. RefSeq names its product protein FAM133B-like. The record is from RefSeq and is a predicted model, not a curated record. The coding region runs from base 1 to 912 and encodes 303 amino acids. Lineage: Eukaryota; Metazoa; Cnidaria; Anthozoa; Malacalcyonacea; Nephtheidae. The transcript has 6 exons.
AUGGCGGACGAAAAUAACGAGAAAAGAAGAGAAAAAGUGAGAAAAGACGAAGGCUUGGAAAGGGAACGUCGCCGAUCGAGAAAUAGAUCGAAAGAUGGACAUGUAAAGAAGACGAAGGGAAAAAUAGAAAAAAGAAAAUCACGAAAGAGAUCACACAGUGAAUCUGAAACAGAUUAUAGUUCAUCAUCAACUUCAUCAAGCAAUUCAGAACAAAAAAAGGCCAAGAGAAAUAAGAGGGCACAUAAAAGAAGUUCAAGCAGUUCAUGUAGCAGUAGCUCAUCACCUGAAAACAAUAAAAAACGAAUGAAAAGGAAGAAGAAACACAAGAAAAGAUCGAGUAGUUCUGACAGUUGCUCAUCCUCAUCAGAUAGCGAUGAAAAACAUUCAAAAUCCAGACAUAAGAAAAGCAAGAAAAAGCUUAAGAAAGAAAAGAAAAACAAGUCAAAGAAGAAAUUGAAAAAGCGGAAACACCAAGGCGCAGUUGAUCAGAACAAGUAUGGCGCGUACGGAAUCCUGCGGGAAAGUGACUUGUUCGUCAAACAACAGGAGUUUUAUUGUUGGCUUCAAGAGGUCAAAAACGUCAAUUCAGAAACGUUGCCAAAAUUCGAAGCCCGAAAAUUGUUCGAGGAUUACAUGGAAGAUUAUAAUACAGCAACUUUACCACAUAAAAAGUACUAUGAUCUUGAAAAAUGGGAGGCAAAACGGCAAAAAAAGAGUGAAUUAAAAGCCCUGAAAAAAGCAAGAGAAACAUCAUUCUCGAUUGUUGAUGACGAAAAACGACACGAACUGCUGCAUCGUAGAGUGGACACAAAUAAAUACGCUGGACCAAGUCGACAACAGCUUCUAGAAAUGCAACAAGAGUUGAGGCGGAGACAAGACGAAGAAUACAGAAAAAAGGCUGGAAUUUCGUAGCAUAUUCAGAUUGCUCUCAUUUGGCAGAAAUCGACGACUUUCGUGAACGAAUUUCGCAAGCACGUCCUCAGUUCUGGCUUUUGAUGUGUGCCAACAAGAAACUCAACAAUCACGAGUUUAUAAAAUGACCAUAAAAUAACGAAUGACAAUACUUGAACUUGUACAAACUAAAUUCAACGCAACGAUAUACUCCGUA